AUGGCAAAGGAUAAAGCCAACUCGUCUACUUCGGCUACUGCUCCACAAGUCAAGAGCCCCACAAGAGAUGAAGGAAAGUACUUUGAGCUGGUCGGUGCCAAGGAGGGCGAGGUUGUUGUCCGUUUCCCGCCCGAAGCCAGUGGAUUCCUGCAUAUUGGCCAUGCGAAGGCGGCCCUGCUCAAUGCCCACUACCAGCGACUGUACAAGGGUCGACUGGUGUUUCGCUUUGAUGACACCAACCCGGAGAAGGAAAAGGAGUCCUUUGAAAAGAUCAUCGAAGGAGACGUUGAACUGCUAGAAAUCAAGCCAGACCACAAAAGCUACACGUCUGAUCACUUUGCCGACUUGCUGAAGAAAGCCGAGGAGAUGAUCAAGAAUGGCAAAGCCUACGUGGAUGACACUCCUCCGGAGCAGAUGAAGGCCGAUCGUGAGGCUCGUGUUGAGUCAAAGAAUCGCUCCAAUGACGUCGCCAAGAACUUGGCCAUGUGGAAGGAGAUGGUCGACGGUUCCGAGCUCGGUUUGACGUAUUGUCUGCGCGCCAAGGUGGACAUGACCAGCGACAACGGCUGCAUGCGAGACCCCACCAUUUACCGGUGUAAGCCACAGGAGCACCCGAGGACGGGCAACACCUACAAAGUCUACCCCACGUACGACUUUGCCUGUCCCUAUGUGGACAGCGUUGAGGGCAUCACCCACGCCCUGCGCACUAGCGAGUACAUGGACCGCGAUGUACAGUACUACUGGUUCUGUGACGCCAUGGGCAUUCGCAAGCCACAGAUUGCCGCCUACUCACGACUGAACCUCAUGAACACGGUGCUCUCUAAGCGAAAACUGACCUAUUUUGUCCAAGAGGGAAUCGUCGACGGAUGGGACGACCCGCGAAUGCCCACCGUUCGCGGUAUUCUCCGUCGCGGCCUAACCGUUGAAGGGCUGAAGCUGUUCAUCGCCAGUCAGGGCUCCAGCAAGGCAGUGGUCGUCAUGGAGUGGGACAAGAUUUGGGCGUUUAAUCGCAAAGUCAUUGACCCUCUCGCUGCGCGAUACUCUGCCGUCGAGUUGGCGGACGCGGUGCGUGUGCAGCUGGAGGACGAGGUGCCCGCCGGUCAGGUGCUGACGGUGGCACUGCACCCAAAGAACGCCCAACUGGGAAGCCGCGAGGUGCCACUUGGCAGGCAGCUGCUGAUUGACCAAACGGACGCCCAGUUGAUCCUCCCCGACACCAAUGUCACCUUUAUCAACUGGGGCAAUGUGAACAUUGUCUCGGUGGAGAAGGACGCCCCCAGUGGUCUGGUCACCGCCAUCAAGGGCCGCCUUAAUCUGGACAACAAGGACUUCAAGAAAACGCUGAAGGUGACCUG
Messenger RNA from Rhagoletis zephyria (snowberry fruit fly), 1355 nucleotides. The record is from RefSeq and is a predicted model, not a curated record. Lineage: Eukaryota; Metazoa; Arthropoda; Insecta; Diptera; Tephritidae.